AUGGGUCCAGCCCUUAAACGUCGCAAGACCUCCAAGGUCGAAGAAGUCAGUUUCGAUGCCGCCGACCGCGAAGAAUUCUUGACUGGCUUUCGGAAGCGCAAGCAACAGCGCAUCAAGCAUGCGCAAGAGAUCGCGAUCAAGAGGGCGAAAGAAGAGAAGCGACAGGAUCGCAAGAAGCUUCGCGAAGAGCGAGCAGCAGAUUUCAAGCGAGCGAUGGAAGAGCACAAACUACAACUGAAGCGUCUAAAGGAGGAAGAUGCCAGUGACAACGGCGACUCAGAUUCCGACGAAGAGAGCGACGAAGAAUGGGAGGGGAUCGAGGAGCCGCCUGCGGUGGACUACGAGGCCGAAUACAUCGACGAAGACAAGUACACUACGGUUACAGUGGAAGAGAUUGACUCUUCGAGAGAGGGCCUGCGCAAGUCUAUCCUAGGAGAAGAUGACGAUGAAGAGGAGGCCAAGGCCAAGGCCAAAGCAGAGGAAGCAGCAAAGAAGGCAGAGGAGGAAGCCAAGACCGCCAGAAAGAGGAAAGGAACGAGUGACAAGCCCAAGAAGAAGAAGAAGCAGUUCCGGUACGAAAGCAAGCAGGAUCGCAAACUCGCCGCGGCUAAGCAGCGCUUGUCAAAGGCAAAGAAAGCCAAGGCACGGAGGGAGAAAUGA
Messenger RNA from Penicillium daleae, 660 nucleotides. Its product is annotated as rRNA-processing protein RRP17. The transcript has 2 exons. Gene Ontology annotation, molecular function: RNA binding. Gene Ontology annotation, cellular component: nucleolus. The record is from RefSeq and is a predicted model, not a curated record. The coding region runs from base 1 to 660 and encodes 219 amino acids. NCBI's taxonomy places the organism in Eukaryota, Fungi, Ascomycota, Eurotiomycetes, Eurotiales, Aspergillaceae.